UGCGCCCGGCAUUCACACUCUGCUGCUGACAGCACGCACAUGAUGUAACUAUUUUAAACUGGCUUUUAAAGUUAGAUGUAAGACUAGAAUACAUUUUGGCCGGUAUAAAGAAACAUUCACGUUUGAUUCAGUGAAGUGAAAUUAUUUAGCAUCGUGAAUAAUUCGAGAAAACUGAAUGCUUUGGCACAAACGAGUAUGGACCGUUUCAGACUGUGCGGGGAAAAGAUGCUAAACAUCAAGAAGUUGUGGAUAUAAACGGACAGAAGAACUGUGCUCAUUCGUAAUAUCCUAUGGCUUGAAGUUUCAGACUUCUUCCCUGGCCACAGCUCAUGGAUUUCCUCACGGAGUAUCCCUACAAUGACACUUAUUAUGACAACGGGACCGGGGCACUCAACAGCACAAGUUGUGAGGCCAAGCAUCAGUAUAACUACUAUGCCAUGCUCCUGACUCUCCUCAUCUUUGUCAUUGUCUUCGGCAAUGUGUUGGUGUGCAUGGCAGUCUCCCGAGAGAAAGCGCUGCAGACCACCACUAAUUACCUUAUUGUCAGCCUGGCGGUGGCAGAUCUUCUCGUGGCCACAUUAGUUAUGCCCUGGGUGGUGUACCUUGAGGUGGUGGGGGAGUGGCGUUUCAGUAAAAUCCAUUGUGACGUGUUCGUCACCCUGGACGUCAUGAUGUGCACAGCCAGCAUUCUUAAUCUGUGCGCUAUUAGUAUUGACAGGUACACGGCUGUUGCCAUGCCGAUGUUGUACAACACACGCUACAGCUCCAAGAGACGAGUCACGGUAAUGAUCUCGGUGGUUUGGGUGCUUUCAUUCGCUAUUUCCUGCCCCCUGCUAUUUGGAUUAAAUAACACAGCUACAAGGGAUGAUACCGUAUGUGAAAUCGCCAACCCCGCUUUUGUUGUCUACUCCUCCAUAAUGUCAUUCUACGUGCCCUUCAUCGUCACCCUUCUCGUGUACGUGCAGAUCUAUGUGGUUCUUCGCAAGCGCCGAAAACGGGUCAACACUAAACGGAGCUGCAAGAAGACAGGCGCUGAUGCUCAGCCCUCUCUCAAGGAAAAGUGCACUCAUCCUGAAGAUGUGAAACUGUGCACAGUAAUCAUUAAGACCAACGGGGGUUUACCUGCCAAAAACAAGAAAGCUCAACUGAUAAAGGAGGUCCUGCACCAAGGUGCUGAUGUGGGAGUGGACAUCGUGGCAGGCACCAGCCCUCCCGAGAAAAAGAAACUGGCAUCCACUCUGGUCGUCGACCUGCCCAACCCAAGUCCAAUCCAUGCCUCUCCCUCCCAUGAUGAAUGUCAGUCAAAUGGAGAUGAGAAAAAUGGGCAUGCCAAGGAGGUCCAGACCCCUAAAGAAGCCAAACCUGUUGAAACUCAGGCACUGCCCAAUGGCAAAACCCGAACUACAGUGACCAAAACCAUGAGCAAGAGAAAGAUGUCUCAGCAUAAAGAAAAGAAGGCUACUCAGAUGCUGGCUAUUGUUCUAGGUGUUUUCAUUAUUUGCUGGCUGCCCUUUUUUAUUACUCACAUUUUGAAAACUCACUGCACAAGCUGCGUGGUGCCACUGGAAAUGUACAAUGCCUUCACUUGGCUGGGAUAUGUGAACAGUGCCGUCAACCCCAUCAUAUAUACCACUUUCAAUGUGGAGUUCAGAAAGGCUUUCAUAAAGAUAUUGCACUGCUGAGGACAUUAUUCACUGCACGUGUAGAAGAGGAGAGAUGGAGGAUUUCACAAGAGGUUAGUACCAUCUUUCAACGCAAUGUGAAAUGAGGGAUUUACAAAGCCAUUCUUUUAGGGCAAAGCGGAAGAACUCAUUACAGAAAAUGGAGGUUCAAAUGAAUGUCAAAGUAGAGUUUUAUUUGCGUGUCUCCAUUAUAUCUGGCAGCGGAGUGCACAUGUGAACGUGUUUAUUCUCUUUGGAACUGGAGUGUGAAUGUGAUUAAUUGUAGAACUGAAGUAAAUUUGAGAUGAUCAGUAAUUAGAUCUUGCCACAGAUAUUUAUGCAAGCAGAGAUCUGAAUGUCGUAAUUACAUCAUUAUAUCCAUUUAGUGGCAAGCAACUGGUUACAAAAUGCUUACAGCUCUGUUUAUUCAAGUAUUUAUUUAAUCACCAAUCUAUUUAUUUGUUUGAGAACUUGUUAAUUAAGAGGUAGCUAUUGUAAAGACAAAUACAUAAGGUGAAAAUGCCAUCUAAAGUUUUAUAAAGCCAGAACACAAAGAUAUUAAAGGUGCACUCAGUAAUGUUUUGUUUAUGUUGUGCUGCUCAUUUUAAACAUAUGCUGACACCCAGGGGUCUGGAGUCCAGAAUUAUGCAAUUUAAAGGAACCGUUUACCCAGAAAUUAACAUUUGCUGAAAAUGUACUCACCCUCGAGCCAUCCAAGAUGUAUUUGAGUUUGUUUAUUCAAUUUAUUAGCAUUACAUCACUUGUUCACCAAUGGAUCAUCUGCA
Molecule: messenger RNA, 2446 nt
Organism: Cyprinus carpio (common carp)
Lineage: Eukaryota; Metazoa; Chordata; Actinopteri; Cypriniformes; Cyprinidae
Product: D(2)-like dopamine receptor
Biological process (GO): adenylate cyclase-activating adrenergic receptor signaling pathway; adenylate cyclase-inhibiting dopamine receptor signaling pathway
Cellular component (GO): presynaptic membrane; glutamatergic synapse
Molecular function (GO): dopamine neurotransmitter receptor activity, coupled via Gi/Go; G protein-coupled receptor activity
Source: RefSeq, a predicted model, not a curated record